GGCGUGAAGUAACGUUAGGUCGUCUUGUUUCCAUCGCUGAGGUAGAUGGCCGAUUCUGGUCGCUGCUUUGCAACAGGGUGCUCACUUUGAACACUCGGCUGGUGUAACUAGCCUAUGGCUUUGACAUAGCGGCGAAAAUCUUUGACAUUUUUUACAUUUUUUGAAAAGAAGCCUGCUCAUACGCCCCUAUAAAAAGCCUCAGAUGCCGUGUGCUCUGUGUCAGAAGCCUCAGAAACUCCCCGCGGGAUUGAGGAUGAACUAAAAAAUAUACAGCACGAAUAACAAUUUUUUGGACAAGAUGACGGUUGAAAACGUUGCUGUUUUCCUCUCCGUAGUUGGCUCAGCCGGGAGUUGUUGGGAGAUUUCACCGGAGCAUUUUCGCACCAGCUCAAAGAAAACACAGCGGAGAGACUUGUUGCUUCAACACGUUGGACGUUGCUUUUUUAAUCGUCAGCGAAGUUUUGAGUCUCUCCCUAAUCUGCUCCAGGCUUCAGCUUGGAGAGCCCAACCGCCACGAUUGAUCCCAGCAGCUGGAGCGGCAGCGAGAGCCCUGCCGAGGACAUGGAGAGGAUGAGCGACUCGGCAGACAAGCCUGUGGACAAUGAUGCCGAGGGGGUGUGGAGCCCUGACAUUGAACAGAGCUUCCAGGAGGCCCUGGCCAUCUAUCCUCCUUGUGGACGCAGGAAGAUCAUCCUGUCUGAUGAGGGAAAGAUGUAUGGUCGAAAUGAGCUGAUUGCCAGAUACAUAAAGCUUCGGACCGGGAAAACGAGGACUCGGAAGCAGGUGUCUAGUCACAUACAGGUCUUAGCAAGAAAGAAAGUUCGAGAAAUCCAAGCUGCCAUUAAGGUACGUCUGGCUUUGCCCAGUUGCAGGGGGCUUUUCAUUGCCAUGGUUACAGGCUCUUCCUUUGUUUUCCUCCCCUCCCCUACCCCGCAGGUGUCUAGUCACAUUCAGGUUCUUGCCAGAAGGAAAUCUCGUGAGUUUCAUUCCAAGCUAAAGGUUACAAGUAUGGACCAAGCCGUGAAGGACAAAGCCCUCCAGAGCAUGGCCUCCAUGUCCUCGGCUCAGAUCGUCUCUGCCACGGCUAUUCACAACAAGCUCGGCCUGCCAGGCAUCCCGCGCCCAGCCUUCCCUGGAGCAGGGUUAUGGCAGGGUAUGAUAUCGACUGGUCAGCCAGGAUCCUCACAAGAUAUCAAGCCUUUCACCCAGCAAGCCUAUCCCAUCCAGCCAGCAGUCACAACAGCCAUUUCAAGCUACGAGUCCACAGCAGCUCCAGCCCCUACGGCACCAGCAUGGCAGGGCCGCUCCAUUGGUACAUCUAAACUCCGACUGGUGGAGUUCUCCGCCUUCCUAGAGCAACAGAGAGACCCAGACUCAUACAACAAGCACCUAUUUGUACAUAUCGGGCAGACAAAUCAUUCCUACAGCGACGCCCUGCUGGAGUCGGUGGACAUUCGUCAGAUUUAUGACAAAUUCCCAGAAAAGAAGGGAGGACUGAAGGAGCUGUAUGGGAAGGGUCCACAGAAUUCCUUCUUCCUUAUAAAAUUCUGGGCCGACUUAAACUGCAACAUUCAAGAUGAUACUGGAUCUUUCUAUGGAGUCACCAGUCAGUAUGAGAGCUCGGAGAACAUGACCAUUACGUGUUCAACAAAGGUGUGCUCCUUUGGAAAGCAGGUGGUCGAGAAAGUUGAGACUGAAUAUGCGCGGUUUGAGAAUGGACGCUUUGUCUACCGAAUAAGCAGGUCUCCCAUGUGUGAAUACAUGAUCAACUUCAUCCAUAAGCUAAAACAUCUGCCAGAGAAAUACAUGAUGAACAGUGUGCUGGAGAACUUCACUAUCUUAUUGGUGGUGACGAACAGGGACACCCAGGAGACGCUGUUAUGUAUGGCGUGUGUGUUUGAAGUUUCAAACAGUGAGCACGGCGCUCAGCAUCAUAUCUACAGACUGGUAAAGGAAUGAGAAGCUCUGAGCUCCCCCCCGCCCCCUUAAUCCCCUCUUUUCAUAGACUUUCCAACCUCAAAACAAGUGGCAGUGCCUCUACCUGAAAGUCACACCUACAAUGCUUUUCGGUCAUGGUAUCGGGUUAAGUCCGUUGUUAUGAAUAUGUUUUUAAUAUAAGUGUUUGUAAUUUGACUGCAGCUGUGAAUUGCGGUACAGUUGUUUUAUGUUUUAAAUACGGGAAUUCUCAUUUAAAAAUAUGUUGAGUUGGUCUCUGUUGGGUAUAAAUGUGGCCGUUCCUAAAGAAUUUACUAGAUUAAUUUGGUAAAUGGAAAUAUGUGUGUUGUCUUCUUCUGCUUUGUUAUGUGGACUAAGAAAAGAAAAAAGGAUGCUGGCCUUUUCUACCAGUGUCCUGAUGUGGUCUGUGUAAUAUAUUUGAGUAUGUUUCGUAUGUCUGUAGUUCAUAAUUUGUGAGCAUACAUACUGUAGAUAUACAGACAUGCACCCACAGCCAAUAGAUUUUCCAAAGAAACAAAACUAACAACACUAAAUAGACAGUAGUUGAAAGCAAGUGAUCAUGGUUGUGAAUAUUGCUAAAUUACUGCUAUUUCUUUUUUUUUUUUAAAAAUCAGCCUUGAGUCGUAUAUUUAUCCCUGUUUAAGCACUCCAAGUCUUAGACACUAACAACAGAAUGAAUGCACUGUGAAAAUACUACAAACGUUUUGCCUGCAUCUGCUCCAAAAAUGUAGGAGGUCCUACUUCCUGUAAAGCAUUUCUGUGCUGCAAACGAGUCUUUGCUCUGUGAUAACUGAUAGGAGAAUUUUUAGGUUUUAGACAGGUGAAAGCACUGCUAAAAUUACUUUAACCGGACUCUCAUCUUGUCCAAAAGCACUUUGUUCCCCUUCCUGGACUUGCCUUAGUGAUGCUUACCUUUCUUAUUUUUUUUUUUCCUUUUAAAGAUCUGUGUUUUUUAAGAUAACAGUUUAAAUAAUCAUAACACUAUAAAUCACUUGUAGAGAGCAGGCCUUGUUCAGUAUGCCACGGCAUUGCCCCUGAAAGACUCAGAAUAUCAUUCCCCUCUGGGAUCACGGUGUGAUUAUAACUCCAAGCCAGAGUGUCGCUGCCUUUGCGUUCACACUACGUUCACAUGUUUCUGUGGCCUACACCAAUCCCGAGCCUUAAACAUGUUAUAGCUGUGUGAACUUCAGAAGAUGCCACUAAAACUGUGAUCUCUAUGCGGGAGAAAAAAACUCUUUAUAUGUUUGCAUUGUGUAAGAAAUUCACAACACAAUCUGCCAAAGUGUAAGUGUACAGUGCCUUAGAGUAUAUUCUAACAUUACCCAACAUUGCCCUUUGCUUUGUUUUAAGACUAAAAUCAGUUUUGUGGAUGAGAGGCUAAAAUCACUCACCAGUGUUACACCUAGUACAUCUCCACAUUUAAGAAAUUGUUUCUUAUAAUUGGUACACUCCUAGAAAUACAGUUUUUGUUGUUUUUUUUGUGAGGCAGUACACUUGUGUUAAAUUAAGUUUGCAAUUUUAAGCUCAGAAACCGUUACAAAGCUUCAAGAUUAUACAGGUUCUAUUUUUCUCUAACUCUGUAAUAUGUUCCUAAAGUAUCAGCCUUUUUCUAAGAGUGUACUAUAAACACAGACUGACUGCCUUUCCUGUUGUAAAAGACCAAAAAUACACAGAUACAGUCGAUCUCUUGUCAUGUCCUGCAUGGUAGCAAGGAAGUGCCUUUGGUUUAAAAAAAAAAUUUACAGCUUCAAAAACAUCAAAAUGACAGAAAUUUAAAAAAAAAAAAAAGUAAUGUUGCUAGACCAAAAAUGAGACAUAAGUGAAACCAAUCACCACAUUUGCCUUUUUAAAGGAUUGUAAUGAUAGCAGGGGGAAGCUGGUUACUAGUAAAUGAUAUAUUCAUUUUUAUUACAUUGUAAAUUGAUUUCAGAAAUAAUGUAUUUGAAGAAAAACCUAUUUCUUUGCUUGCGGUCAAAGACUGACAGACCUGCUGAUAAUGUACAGCAGCUGACUGCAUGCAGGAUGUCAACUCGUAAACACUGCAGCUGUCUGCUUCGUGCACACUUGCAGGUUCAAGUGUUUUUUUCUUUUUUCUUUUUUUUUUUUUAAAAAAAAGGUUUUUGGGAACAUUAUGGUUUCCUCUUUCCUGCGACAACACACUCGCAUGAUGUGAAAACCACAGAAACAUCCAACUUUCACAAUGUUACCUUUGAUGCAGGCGCAGCUGUUGACGAGGCAGGGACCAAACAAGCUUGUAUCAUUUAUUAUCUUUCAGAACAGAAAGUUAAUUUAAUAGUAAGCUAUAAAUACAUGAAUUCACAUUAUUCUAAAAUGUUUUAAUGUGUUUAAAUGGAAAACGUAUCCAUAAAAACUCUUAAAUUGUUUCCAAAACUGGGUCCUAAGUGCGCUAAAAGAUGCUGUUUCAUAAACUGAACUAAUUUUAAAACUACUAGUGUGGACGAGGCCGUCGAGGUUAAUACUUUUCACCAUAAGGACCAUAGCUACUCAAACAUUUACCGUUUCUAACAAGAAUUAUAAUCAUCGAAGUAUUUUAAUCGAAGAAGCUCUAAAUAAUUGCAGACAAUGUCUCUGGUGGAUGCAGAUAAAGUUCAAUCAUUCAGUAUUUUGCCACAGUCCUGUGGACACUGUGGAGUUUUAAUAGGCUUUUUCUUAUGUUUACCCUGUGUAUCUGUUCACAUUUAUUGAUUACAUAGUGAGAUGUUCCUGUUUUCUUAUUGUACUUGUAUACAGUUGUACUUGGUUUCGUGAUGAAUUGUAUAUUGCAAGCCCAAUAAGAUGGUAAUGAUGUUACUGCUGCACUGCUGGUACAUUGUGACAUGUGGUUUCAACACUAAAACAGCAGGACUGAUGCCUUUGAUGGCAUGAAUGUCUGGUGAACCAUUUGAAUAUAAAAUGGACACACAAAAAAAAAUAAAACAACUAAGUCAACGAAUCAUGCUACAAACAUAUCAGCAGUUUGGCUCUUGUUAUUUGUAAUUUUGUUGAAGAGUAGGUACUGGUACCUUUUUUUUUUGUUUUAUGACCAUUUUCAGAUGGUGGCUUUAAAGUGAUUUUUCACAUAGCUCACAUAGUUGUCAUACACACAUUUGGGUUUUGUGUGCAGACUUUUUUGUAAAAAGGUGCUUUGUACAAAAUGAUAUCUUAGCUUUUCUUGGUACAGAUGUGUGAUAUCUUUUCAUAUCCAUGACAGUAACGUUGUUGGAGCAAGAAAGAGAAAGGAAGCUCUGCUAUGUUUGUGUGUUCUGCAUAUGGUCUUGUCUCUGCUCUGUAACAUUAUGAUGCCUUCUUGAUAAUAGUAGAUAUUUUGUAGCUUUCUAGAUACUUUGUAUGUAUGCAAUAUUGAAGUUAAAUAAAUCUGAAAAAUA
Thunnus maccoyii (southern bluefin tuna) is the source of this 5342-nucleotide messenger RNA. It is a transcript of the gene tead1b, whose product is annotated as TEA domain family member 1b. The record is from RefSeq and is a predicted model, not a curated record. Gene Ontology annotation, cellular component: transcription regulator complex. NCBI's taxonomy places the organism in Eukaryota, Metazoa, Chordata, Actinopteri, Scombriformes, Scombridae. Bases 562 to 1959 code for a protein of 465 amino acids. The transcript is spliced from 13 exons. Gene Ontology annotation, molecular function: RNA polymerase II cis-regulatory region sequence-specific DNA binding; DNA-binding transcription factor activity, RNA polymerase II-specific. Gene Ontology annotation, biological process: regulation of transcription by RNA polymerase II; embryonic organ development; hippo signaling.